Messenger RNA from Vespa crabro (European hornet), 1225 nucleotides. RefSeq names its product RCC1 domain-containing protein 1. The record is from RefSeq and is a predicted model, not a curated record. Bases 128 to 1174 code for a protein of 348 amino acids. The transcript has 7 exons. Lineage: Eukaryota; Metazoa; Arthropoda; Insecta; Hymenoptera; Vespidae.
AAUUUUAUUUAGGGUGGAUUGCAGUCUGAUAUGAUUUGUUUUUCGUUCCAUGAAUUUUCAUUGAAUAUUAGAACAAUAUACGUAAUAAAUAAUAAACAAUUUCUAAUAUAAUAACAAAACAAUAAAUAUGACGCUCUUCUAUGCUGGUUUCAAUGCAAGUUCAUUAUUUACGGAAGAAGAAGACAUUAUUAUAGCAUUGGAUCAAUUCACAAAAGUUCCUUUUUCUGGUAUUACAAAUAUGGAAAUUAGUUGGAACUAUUUCCUUCUUUGGAGAGAUUUGGAAUUAUAUAUUAUUGGAAAAGUAGACAAUAGCGAUGACAAGAAAGCACCAGAGUUAUUAAAAAUUCCAGAAUCAUCUGGAAGGUGUAAAAUUGUUGGCGCUGGAAAGGAAAGCGUAAUAAUAUCAACAACGACUAAUGAAAUCUGGCAAUAUCGUCUUUAUGAAAAAUCUUGGAAGAAGGUUCUCAAUUUUAUCAAUGCCAGCAAUGAAUUGGAAGAAGAAUAUCCUAUCAAAAUAUCACAAAGAGGAUGUACAGUAAUUCUUACAAAUUUAGGGCGUAUUUUUAAUAUUCCUAUUUUAGUAGAAAUGCCAAAAAGGAUAAAAUUUGUAGAUUUCUCCUGUGGUUUUGAUCACACAAUAAUGUUAGCAGCAAAUGGCGAUGUUUAUUCGAUGGGUAUGGGAACCCGUGGACAAUUGGGACACGGUGAUUUAGAAGAUUGCGAUGAUCCACAAUUAAUAGAAGCACUGGCUGGCCUUAACGUAGUGCAAAUAUCUGCUGCUGGUUGGCAUAAUGCUGUUGUCACAGAUCAGGGAGAUCUUUACACUUGGGGAUGGAAUGUAAACGGAGAAUUAGGCAUACCAAACGGAGACACCAAAGUUAUAGCAAUUCCUACAGUCAUCAAUUUCAAAAAUGAUAAAGAGGAAUGCAUAGAUAUAAGUGUAAAAAAAGUACAAUGUGGAAAUACAUUUACUAUUUGUAUGAUGGAUGACAAGUCACUCUGGGGUUGUGGUUCCAACAAAUAUGGACAAUUAGGACAGUCACGGCAAAAAGUUACAAGUUCUACAAUUUUUUUUAAAUUAGACAUUCCUUUAGAUUGUAAAAAUAUAAUAGACUUUAAAUGCGAAGAAUGGGGUACAAUGAUAUCGACUGAAAUUGUUUCUUCUAGUAGGUAAUAUUCUUAUUGUAUAUAAUAGAAUAUUAAAUAAAGAAAAUGAAAAAAUCAA